Chrysochloris asiatica (Cape golden mole) is the source of this 1205-nucleotide messenger RNA. It is a transcript of the gene APLNR, whose product is annotated as apelin receptor. The record is from RefSeq and is a predicted model, not a curated record. Gene Ontology annotation, cellular component: membrane. The transcript has a single exon. Gene Ontology annotation, biological process: G protein-coupled receptor signaling pathway; immune response. Gene Ontology annotation, molecular function: G protein-coupled receptor activity. NCBI's taxonomy places the organism in Eukaryota, Metazoa, Chordata, Mammalia, Afrosoricida, Chrysochloridae. Bases 1 to 1146 code for a protein of 381 amino acids.
AUGGAAGACAGUGCUGGUGACUUUGACAGCUAUUAUGGAGCUGACAACCAGUCCGAGUGUGAGUACUCAGAUUGGAAGUCCUCUGGAGCCCUCAUCCCUGCCAUUUACAUGCUGGUCUUCCUCUUGGGCACCACUGGUAAUGGCUUGGUCCUCUGGACUGUAUUUCGGAGCAGCAGGGAGAAGAGGCGCUCAGCUGACAUCUUUAUUGCCAGCCUGGCAGUGGCGGACCUGACCUUCGUGGUGACCUUGCCGCUGUGGGCCACCUACACCUACCGGGAGUACGACUGGCCCUUUGGCACUUUCGCCUGCAAGCUCAGCAGCUAUCUUAUUUUUGUCAACAUGUACGCCAGUGUCUUCUGCCUCACCGGCCUCAGCUUCGACCGCUACCUGGCCAUCGUAAGGCCCGUGGCCAAUGCGCGACUGAGGCUGCGGGUCAGCGGGGUUGUGGCCACGGCUGUCUUGUGGGUGCUGGCUGCUCUCCUGGCCAUGCCGGUCAUGGUCUUCCGCUCUACCGACAACCUUGAUAACAACACCAAAGUACAGUGCUACAUGGACUACUCCCUGGUGGCCACCUCGAGCUCAGAGUGGGCCUGGGAGGUGGGUCUGGGGGUCUCGUCCACUGCCGUGGGCUUUGUGGUGCCCUUCACCAUCAUGCUGACCUGCUACUUUUUCAUCGCUAAAACCAUUGCCAGCCACUUCCGCAAGGAGCGCAUCGAGGGCCUGAGGAAGCGACGCCGGCUGCUCAGCAUCAUCGUGGUGCUGGUGGUCACCUUUGCCUUGUGCUGGAUGCCCUAUCACCUGGUGAAGACGCUCUACAUGCUGGGUAGCCUGCUGCACUGGCCUUGCGACUUCGACCUCUUCCUCAUGAACGUUUUCCCCUACUGCACCUGCAUCAGCUACGUCAACAGCUGCCUCAACCCUUUUCUCUACGCCUUCUUCGAUCCCCGCUUCCGCAAUGCCUGCACCUCCAUGCUCUGCUGGGGCCACAGCAGGUGUGGGGGCGCCUCCCAUAGCAGCAGUGGGGAGAAGUCGGCCAGUUACUCCUCCGGGCACAGCCAGGGACCCAGCCCCAACACGGGGAAGGGUGGGGAGCAGCUGCAGGAGAAAUCGAUUCCCUAUAGCCAAGAGACGCUGGUGGUUGACUAGGUUUGGGAUCCAGAACUGCCCUCUGCUCUGUCCCCUGACAUCCGCCUUUGCUCUCUGAA